Messenger RNA from Phacochoerus africanus (Common warthog), 6402 nucleotides. RefSeq names its product nuclear factor of activated T cells 5 (gene NFAT5). Gene Ontology annotation, molecular function: transcription factor binding; RNA polymerase II cis-regulatory region sequence-specific DNA binding; DNA-binding transcription factor activity, RNA polymerase II-specific. Bases 417 to 5072 code for a protein of 1551 amino acids. Gene Ontology annotation, biological process: calcineurin-NFAT signaling cascade; regulation of transcription by RNA polymerase II; cytokine production. The transcript is spliced from 15 exons. The record is from RefSeq and is a predicted model, not a curated record. Lineage: Eukaryota; Metazoa; Chordata; Mammalia; Artiodactyla; Suidae. Gene Ontology annotation, cellular component: transcription regulator complex.
UCCGGGGGCCGCCUCGGCUCUUCCCUGCUCCGGGGCGCCCCCCUCCGCGCCUGCGCAGUGCCCCCCGGGGGGGCGGGGCUCAGAUUCCUGUCAGCGGCGGCGGCGGUGGCGGCGACCGUCAGUUUUCGCUGAGGAGAAGAACGAAACGGACCCGUUGGCUCUCCUCCUCCCUUUCCCCGCCCUGAACCCCCCUCCUGGCUCGCCGGGAAUUCGUCUCCGUGGAGUUUCCCCUCCACCUCGCCGCCUUUUCCUCGGCCCUCGGCUCGCUGGAAGUCUCUGCCCUCGAGGAGGAGGCAGCGGCAGCCGCCCUCGCCUGCCGCCCCCGGUUCGGUGCCCGCGGUCCCGGAGAGGAGGUGCCGCCGCCACCGCCGCUCCCCCCCUCCCGCUGCCCUCGGGCCGGGCUGGGUCGAGCUGCGAUGCCCUCGGACUUCAUCUCAUUGCUCAGCGCGGACCUAGACCUGGAGUCGCCCAAGUCCCUGUACUCGCGAGAUUCUCUGAAGUUACACCCAUCACAGAAUUUUCAUAGAGCUGGACUAUUGGAAGAAUCUGUCUAUGAUCUUCUCCCAAAGGAGUUACAGUUACCUCCAUCUAGAGAAACAUCUGUAGCAUCAAUGAGUCAGACAAGUGGUGGUGAGGCAGGCUCGCCUCCUCCAGCUGUAGUUGCUGCUGAUGCUUCUUCAGCUCCCUCCUCUUCCUCCAUGGGCGGUGCUUGCAGCUCCUUUACCACCUCUUCCAGCCCUACCAUUUAUUCUACCUCAGUCACCGACAGCAAGGCUAUGCAAGUGGAGAGCUGCUCCUCAGCCUUGGGGGUAAGUAACCGAGGGGUAAGUGAAAAGCAGUUAACCAGUAACACAGUUCAGCAGCAUCCAUCAACCCCGAAGAGGCACACAGUCUUGUACAUCUCACCACCACCUGAGGACUUGCUGGAUAACAGUCGGAUGUCCUGCCAGGAUGAGGGGUGUGGAUUGGAAUCUGAGCAGAGCUGCAGUAUGUGGAUGGAGGAUUCCCCCUCCAACUUCAGUAACAUGAGCACCAGUUCCUACAAUGAUAACACUGAGGUACCUCGUAAAUCACGAAAACGAAAUCCAAAGCAGAGGCCGGGGGUCAAACGACGAGAUUGUGAAGAAUCUAACAUGGAUAUAUUUGAUGCCGACAGUGCCAAAGCACCUCACUAUGUGCUUUCUCAGCUUACCACGGACAACAAAGGCAACUCAAAAGCAGGAAAUGGAACAUUGGAAAACCAAAAAGGAGCUGGAGUAAAGAAGAGCCCUAUGUUGUGUGGACAGUAUCCUGUCAAAAGUGAGGGAAAGGAGCUGAAGAUAGUUGUACAACCUGAGACCCAGCACCGAGCUCGAUACCUGACUGAGGGUAGUCGUGGCUCAGUAAAGGACAGAACACAGCAAGGCUUUCCUACAGUAAAGCUGGAAGGCCAUAAUGAGCCAGUAGUGUUGCAGGUGUUUGUGGGCAACGAUUCUGGUCGAGUGAAGCCACAUGGAUUUUAUCAGGCCUGCAGGGUAACUGGGCGAAAUACAACUCCCUGCAAAGAAGUAGACAUCGAAGGCACGACUGUUAUAGAAGUUGGCCUUGAUCCAAGCAACAAUAUGACACUGGCGGUGGACUGUGUGGGGAUAUUGAAGUUGAGGAAUGCUGACGUUGAAGCCAGAAUAGGAAUUGCUGGUUCCAAGAAAAAAAGCACUCGUGCCAGAUUGGUUUUUCGAGUAAAUAUCACAAGGAAAGAUGGCUCUACUUUGACAUUGCAAACACCUUCCUCUCCAAUUUUAUGUACUCAGCCAGCAGGAGUGCCAGAGAUCUUAAAGAAGAGCUUACAUAGCUGUUCAGUGAAAGGAGAGGAAGAAGUAUUUUUAAUUGGCAAGAACUUUCUGAAAGGAACUAAAGUUAUUUUCCAGGAAAAUGUUUCUGAUGAAAACUCUUGGAAGUCAGAAGCUGAAAUCGACAUGGAAUUAUUUCAUCAGAAUCAUCUUAUUGUGAAGGUUCCCCCAUAUCAUGACCAACAUAUAACUUUGCCAGUAUCAGUGGGAAUAUAUGUAGUGACCAAUGCUGGAAGAUCUCAUGAUGUUCAGCCAUUCACUUACACUCCAGACCCAGCAGCAGCUGCUGCUUUGAAUAUAAAUGUGAAGAAGGAAAUAUCUAGUCCGGCAAGACCUUGCUCUUUUGAAGAGGCCAUGAAAGCAAUGAAAACUACUGGAUGUAACUUAGAUAAGGUGAUGCUUCCUAAUGCUCUGAUCACUCCACUCAUAUCAAGCAGUAUGAUUAAGAGUGAAGAUGUUACUCCAAUGGAAGUAACAGCAGAGAAAAGAUCUUCCCCUAUUUUUAAGGCUGCAAAAACAGUUGGAUCAACUCAACAAACAUUAGACAAUAUCUCUAACAUAGCAGGAAAUGGGUCUUUUUCAUCAUCAUCAUCUUCUCACUUGCCUUCUGAAAAUGAAAAGCAGCAACAGAUUCAGCCCAAGACAUACAACCCAGAGACCCUGACGACUAUCCAAACACAGGAUAUUUCACAGCCCGGUACCUUUCCAGCAGUUUCUGCUUCUAGUCAGCUGCCCACUGGUGAUGCACUACUGCAGCAGGCUACACAGUUUCAGACAAGAGAAACUCCGUCUAGAGAGGUAUUGCAGUCAGAUGGUUCAGUGGUUAAUUUGACACACCUGGCUGAGGCAUCACAGCAACAGCAGCAGUCACCACUACAAGAACAAGCACAGACUUUACAGCAGCAAAUUUCAUCAAAUAUUUUCCCGUCACCAAAUAGUGUGAGUCAGCUACAGAAUACGAUUCAACAGUUGCAGGCAGGAAGUUUUACAGGCAGUACUGCCAGUGGCAGCAAUGGAAAUGUUGACUUGGUCCAACAGGUUUUAGAGGCACAGCAACAGUUAUCUUCAGUUUUAUUUUCUGCUCCAGAUAGUAAUGAGAAUGUUCAAGAACAGCUUAGUGCAGACAUUUUUCAACAAGUCAGUCAAAUUCAAAAUAGCGUAAGCCCUGGAAUGUUUUCCUCAACAGAGCCAGCAGUCCAUACCAGACCAGAUAAUUUAAUAGCUGGAAGAGCUGAAAGUGUUCACCCACAGACUGAAAAUGCGUUAUCUAAUCAACAGCAGCAACAACAGCAGCAGCAAGUGAUGGAAUCAUCAGCUGCAAUGGUGAUGGAGAUGCAACAGAGUAUCUGCCAGGCAGCUGCCCAGAUUCAGUCAGAGCUAUUUCCUUCAACUGGCUCAGCAAAUGGAAACCUUCAGCAGUCCCCAGUUUACCAGCAGACUUCCCACAUGAUGAGUGCAUUAUCUACCAAUGAGGACAUGCAAAUGCAAUGUGAAUUGUUUUCUUCUCCUCCUGCAGUUUCUGGAAAUGAAACUGCUACUACUACCACACAGCAGGUUGCAACCCCUGGCACUACCAUGUUUCAGACAUCAAGUUCAGGAGAUGGAGAAGAAACUGGAGCACAAGCAAAACAGAUUCAGAACAGUGUCUUUCAGACUAUGGUCCAGAUGCAACAUAGUGGCGACAGUCAACCUCAAGUUAACCUUUUUUCAUCUACCAAAAGUAUAAUGAAUGUUCAGAACAGUGGUACUCAGCAGCAAGGUAAUGGUUUAUUCCAGCAAGGCAAUGAGAUGAUGUCACUCCAAUCAGGGAAUUUUUUGCAGCAGUCUUCUCAUUCACAGGCUCAACUUUUUCAUCCUCAGAAUCCUAUUGCUGAUGCUCAGAACCUUUCCCAGGAAACUCAAGGUUCUAUUUUCCAUAAUCCAAAUCCUAUUGUCCGCAGUCAGACUUCUACAACCUCCUCUGAACAAAUGCAGCCUCCAAUGUUUCACUCUCAAAGUACCAUGGCUGUGCUACAGGGCUCUUCUGUUCCUCAAGACCAGCAGUCAGCGAACAUAUUUCUUUCCCAGAGUCCAAUGAAUAAUCUUCAAACUAACACAGUUGCCCAAGAGGAACAGAUUUCAUUUUUUGCAGCUCAGAAUUCAAUUUCUCCACUUCAGUCAACAUCAAACACUGAGCAACAGGCUGCCUUCCAACAGCAGGCUCCAAUAUCACACAUCCAGACCCCUAUGCUUUCCCAAGAACAGGCACAACCCUCCCAGCAAGGUCUGUUUCAGCCUCAGGUUUCCCUGGGCUCCCUUCCUCCUAACCCAAUACCUCAAAAUCAACAAGGAACAAUCUUCCAGUCACAGCACUCAAUGGUUGCCAUCCAGAGUAACUCUCCAUCCCAGGAGCAGCAGCAGCAGCAACAACAGCAGCAACAGCAGCAACAGCAACAGCAACAGCAGAGCAUUUUAUUCAGCAACCAGAAUACCAUGGCUACAAUGGCAUCUCAAAAGCAACCACCACCAAACAUGAUAUUCAAUCCAAGUCAAAAUCCAAUGGCUAAUCAGGAGCAGCAGAACCAGUCAAUUUUUCAUCAACAAAAUAAUAUAGCCCAAAUGAAUCAAGAACAACAGCCCAUGCAAUUUCAGAAUCAGCCCACAGUUUCCUCACUUCAGAACCCAGGUCCUGCCCAGUCCGAAUCAUCACAGACAUCCUUGUUCCAUAGCUCUCCUCAGAUUCAGUUGGUCCAAGGGUCACCCAGUUCUCAAGAGCAGCAAGUAACUCUCUUCCUUUCUCCAGCAUCCAUGUCUGCAUUGCAGAACAGUAUAAACCAACAAGACAUGCAACAGUCUCCUCUUUAUUCCUCUCAGAACAACAUACCUGGAAUCCAAGGAGCCACAUCUUCACCUCAGCCACAGGCUACUUUAUUUCACAACACUACAGGAGGUACAAUGAACCAGCUACAGAAUUCUCCUGGCUCUUCUCAACAGACUUCAGGAAUGUUCUUAUUUGGCAUUCAAAAUAAUUGCAAUCCACUUUUAACUUCUGGACCAGCUACAUUACCAGAUCAGUUAAUGGCCAUAAGUCAGCCAGGCCAACCACAAAAUGAGAACCAGCCACCUGUCACAACACUUCUUUCUCAGCAAAUGCCGGAGAAUUCUCCGCUGACAUCCUCUCUAAACACCAACCAGAACAUUGAAAAGAUUGAUUUGCUUGUUUCAUUGCAAAACCAAGGGAACAACCUGACUGGCUCCUUUUAACUGGAUAUAAAUUCCAUGAAGAAAUCCUGAUUUCAAGAUAUCCUGAGAUCUUGUGAUUCCAUGAGGAUUAUCGAACUGUUACUUUAAAAACAAAACAAAAUAUGAAAAACUGUGACUGAGUAAAUGGAUAGAUUUUACUCUGACUGCAAAAGAGCACACCUGUGCUGCCUAUUGCAGUCUACCAUUAUUAACAUCUUUUUAUUUUAUAUUCCUAAUAACAGUGAUGACUGAGAAACUAUUUGAGUUUCCAGCUGAAAGAAUUAAUUGUUACUAUUUUCCUAGGCACUAUUUCUUUAAAAGAACAGUUUAAAUUGAUAAGCUGGACCACUCAGUUAUUAUUGCUAUUAGAAAAGAAUUCAUGUUGUCAUGUUUACUUUUGUUCUUCAUUCAUAUUUUCUUUCCUGCCUUGUUUUAGUCAAGUAGUGGUUUUUGAAAAAGGAAAGUUCAAGUAAUAACUAAGGCUGUGACUUUUUAGUAUAAAAAACACAGCCAUUGGCCAAAGUGAUGAAGGAAUCUUUUUUCAGUUUUUAUGGAAAAACUGAAGGAGUAACAUUCUGACAAGUAAGCUGUAUUAAGAGCUCUACACAGAUAAGAGGCUUCUUUAUCACAGACAACACACUUACAAACUGGGAACAGCUGGAAUGCUAUUGAUGUUAUUUUUCAGAGAAUUAUUACUUCUCUGUAUUUCUGGUGAGGGUUUUAGCCAUAACUGUGCAUAGAAAAAUAAUUAUCUUGCUCUAUAAAAAUGAAGGGGGUAAUGUAUGGUAAAUUAUGUUCUGAUAUCCUCCUACAGUCAUUAAAACUGACAGAGUAAUUUGCUUUGUUAUCCCAGGCUUGGACUGGUAUUCCCUUUUUAUAGUCAUCUGUUAUUCUCUCCCUCUUCUUCUUUAUUUUAAACAAUUAAUAUACUAAUAGGUUUGUGACCCUCUAGUAACUAAUUGAAAAGGCCACUUUGAUCUGGGGUAACCCAGCAACUCCUGCAGCACAAGCGGCCGGGGGAGGAGGGGGUGCCCUUUCAGGAAUAAGGAGAGCUGACUGCUGAGAAACAAGAAAAACAAUGCAUUUUUUUUUCCCAUGAACGGUGCUGUUCUGAAGUCUUCAAAUUUUUCCCUCUGUUAGGAAGCAGUGUAAAUUUUAAUUUAAAAAAAAAAAAAAAAGGAAAAACUAGCCCACUGGAUCCUUGGGGCAGAGCCUCCUUGCCUGCCCGCUUGCAUCUCUCACAAGCAUCCUAUCCUAAUAAAUCUAUUUCUUGCCUAUCCAAAAAAAAAAAAAACUAAAAUGUUUUGAAAUAUCACUUCUCCCUAAGCUGCAGUGAGUGUAAUUCACCUGU